This is a messenger RNA of Drosophila innubila, 600 nucleotides long. RefSeq names its product bolA-like protein DDB_G0274169. The record is from RefSeq and is a predicted model, not a curated record. The transcript is spliced from 2 exons. The coding region runs from base 39 to 488 and encodes 149 amino acids. Lineage: Eukaryota; Metazoa; Arthropoda; Insecta; Diptera; Drosophilidae. Gene Ontology annotation, cellular component: mitochondrion.
UGUAAUUGUGAAACAGCUGUGCGCAUAAAUAAGAAAACAUGUUCAGCUUAACUUUUCGUCAAACUGCUAGAGUUUCUUUGCAAAAGGUGAAUCAACUGCUGGGAACAAGCGGCACAUUGAUUAGUAAAUAUUCCAAGGCAAACAUGUCGCAGGAGCCACAAUAUCCACCGAUAGAAACGGCCAUGAGGAAAGCGUUAACAACAGAGUUAAAGCCGGUCUUUUUGGACGUUUCCAACGAGUCGCCAAUGCACAAUACUCCCAAACAGGCUGAAUCCCACUUUCGAGUGCUAGUUGUAUCUGAGAAAUUCAAUGACUUAACGCUAAUAAAGCGUCAUCGACUGGUUAAUGACACCAUAAAGAAUGCUCUGCAGGCGGCUGGCUUUGAAUUCAUGCACGCACUUUCCAUUGAAACGAAAACUCCGAAGCAAUGGCAGCCCGAACAGGAGCCGGAGAAAAGUCCCCCGUGUCUAGGUGGAUUUGGAAAAUAAAAUGAAAGCACAACGCUUAGACGAUGACUAACAAAAUUUUAUGUACAAAUGGAAUAUCACACACAAACCUUAAACCACAUUAAAUAGAUACAAGAAAUGAUUCAUUAAGAUU